This is a messenger RNA of Cavia porcellus (domestic guinea pig), 1343 nucleotides long. It is a transcript of the gene Hnmt, whose product is annotated as histamine N-methyltransferase. The transcript has 7 exons. Gene Ontology annotation, molecular function: N-methyltransferase activity. NCBI's taxonomy places the organism in Eukaryota, Metazoa, Chordata, Mammalia, Rodentia, Caviidae. The record is from RefSeq and is a predicted model, not a curated record. Bases 29 to 907 code for a protein of 292 amino acids.
ACAAAAGCAGGGAAGCAGAAAACACAAUAUGGCAUCUUCCAUGAGGAGCUUGUUUUCUGAUCACGGCAGAUAUUUUGAAGCUUUUCGGAGGUUUCUCAACAAUUCCACGGAAUACCAAUGCAUGCGGGAAUUCAUGGACAAGCAGCUGCCAGGCAUAAUAGCAAGGAUUGGAGGUUCAAAAUCAGAAAUUAAGGUUCUGAGUAUAGGCGGAGGUGCAGGUGAAAUGGAUCUUCAUAUUCUCUCCAAAGUCAAGGCUCAAUACCCAGGAGUUCAUAUCAUCAAUGAAGUUGUUGAACCAAGUGCUGAACAAAUCACCAAGUACAAAGAGCUUGUAGCCAAGACAUCAAAUCUUGAGAACAUAAAGUUUGCUUGGCAUAAGGAGACAUCAUCUGAAUAUCAAAACAGAGUGAUGGAGCAAAAGGAGAUUCAAAAGUGGGACUUUAUUCAUAUGAUUCAGAUGCUGUACUAUGUAGAUGAUAUCCCAGCUACCCUGAAAUUCUUCCAUAGUCUCUUAGCUACCAAUGCUAAGAUUCUCAUUAUUCUUGUGUCAGGAAAAAGUGGCUGGCUCAAGUUUUGGAAAAAGUAUCGAUCCCGCCUACCCCAGAAUGACCUCUGCCAGUAUGUCACAUCGUUUGAUAUCAUUCAGAUGUUGGACAGCCUGGGUAUUAAGUACCAAUGUUAUGAUCUUCUGUCCACCAUGGAUAUUACUGACUGUUUUAUCGAUGGUAAUGAAAAUGGAGAACUGCUUUGGGAUUUUUUGACAGAAACCUGCAACUUCCUCACAACAGCACCUCCAGAUCUCAGAGCAGAAAUUAUGAAAGAUCUGCAGGGGCCUGAAUUCAUUGUUAGGAAAGAGGGGAAGAUUCUUUUUGAUAAUUCCCUGAGCUUCAUAACGAUUGAGGCAUAAAAAAUUACACUGUGAACAACUGUCAAUCAUUUACUUCCAUAUAACUACAUCUCUUAGAAAAUUAUCUCUAUGAAAUCUAGGAAAUUCUACAACAUUUGUGGACUUCCACAUAGAAUCACCUGGAAUACUUGUAUUCUUACCUGUGUCUGAGAGACUAUAUGCAGGACAAGCACUAAAUUCUGCUGGCUUAUUGAUUUAAUAAAUAAAUGAACAAUAACCUUUGCAUUUGCUAAUUGUACUAGAAUUUCCUAGAAUACUAAUGAAAUAUAUUUUGUGGAUUCUUUAAAUGCUGCUGAAGUCAAUACUUACUGUUAUUUUGGUCGCUUAAAAAACAGAUUUUUCUCCUCUUGUGAAGAAUUAAUCUUUGUGUAUUAUUCUGUUGUUAUUUUUGCCUUUAUUGAAUAUUAAAAAUAAAUACUUUUAGAAGAUUACAAAA